Molecule: messenger RNA, 5850 nt
Organism: Spirodela intermedia
Lineage: Eukaryota; Viridiplantae; Streptophyta; Magnoliopsida; Alismatales; Araceae
Source: the annotation of a GenBank genome assembly
AUGGCUAAACUUGUAAUUUUGGGCAUCCAUUCAAAGUUUUGGUUAAAGAUUCGUUUUUGAACAAGGAGAAGAUCUGUAGACUUUCCCUUUGUUUUAAUCCGAAUGCCACAGGCGGCCACAUUUGCUAUUUUUGAUUAAGAAAGAAGAAAAAAAUCAACUUGAGAAUGUCUCUUGUUGAUUUUUUUUUCGAUGGUUUAAAUAUUUUUCUACUCUGAAGAUUGCGCAGUCCCAUCCUGUAUUGAGGAAAGCAUAAGCGUGCUAAACUCUGAACUAUUCCUUAUCCAAUUCAAUUUUGAGGAUACCUUUCACCCUCAGAUGACAUGAUGACAUUUUGGGGGCAUAAAGUAGAAAUUUGGGACAUUUUUAUGAGCACAGUAUAUUGAGGAUAUAUGAAAGUGUUUAGGAUCACUGUUAAAAUAUUUUCAUUUUCAGUAUUUUCCUUAUUUGUUUCAAAAAUAUUCUUAGAGGUGCGUAUUUCGUCUCAAUAUUAUGGCAUUAUUUCGUCUCAAUAUAUUUUUCACAGAAAUCUAUUUGGCAUUUUCCAGACCUUCCACCCCAUCAAGAGAUUGGGAUGCCUUCCCUAUCUCCUACAAUGACUGAGGUUUUUAUCCUUUACUCAUUAUGGGAUGGUAUUAUUGAGUGAUUUUUUUAGUAAUUGAAUUGUACUUACAUUUCCGUUUUGAUGGGUUGCAUAGGGAAAUAUUGCACGUUGGAUGAAGAAAGAAGGAGAUAAAGUUUCUCCUGGAGAAGUACUCUGUGAAGUUGAAACUGUAAUGACUCUGUUUUCAAGUAUAUAGGCCUCAUGUAUUGAUCUUUCUGCUAUUUAUACCUUGAAACUUUUUUUUUAUUUACUGUCCUUUAUUUCGAAUAUAUAGGACAAAGCUACAGUAGAAAUGGAAUGCAUGGAGGAAGGUUACAUUGCUAAGAUAAUACAUGGGGAUGGUGCAAAGGAAAUAAAAGUUGGUGAGGUAUACAUAUUCUCAUUUUGGAAAGCAAAAUUCGUCAUAGCUGGUGUCUCCAUUUCAGAAGAUUAUGUUGAUAUGUUUGUGUACGUAUCUAGUGGUAUGGCCUUUUCUUUUAAUCUUAUUCGUAUGUUCUCCCAUGUGUGUGACACCAUGUACUGGAUAUUAGCUUCGCUUUUGAAUCUGGUAACCAAUAGGUUUCUCUUAGUAGAACUACUAUGUGGCCAUAUUUCUUCCAUUCUAGCAUCACUCUAUAAUUACCUUUAACCGAUCUUCUCUGUGGAGCAUAGUAUAUUGAAUUAUAAAAGUGUUUAUUUUUCCUUUUGCGUUUCAUAUUUACAUUGUUGGUUUUGUUCUUUUAUAAAUUUAUGCAUGUAAGUAUUGAUGGCAUUGGACAGGUUUAGUGGUACAUGAGAAACAUUGAGAGUGGAUGUAGGUUUUCAUACUACCAUGUCACGUUCCUUCUGAAAUAUAGUUGUAUUUUUAGUUAUGCUGAAGAUAUGAUAAUAAAAUAGGAAUUUUUAUUGCCAUUAGGUUAUUGCCAUAACUGUGGAGGAUGAAGAUGAUAUUGUGAAGUUUAAGGAUUACAAAGCUUCCGAAUCUCCUGGGGCUGGUGAUGUUAGUGCACCAUCUGAACCAACAUCAAAAAAAGAGGAAGUGGAACCUGUUAAAACGAACGGACCUGUGGCACCAAAGACUGAUGAGACCACACGAGCAGAAGAUCGUGUUUUCUCAAGUCCACUUGCAAGAAAGUUAGCAGAGGACCAUAAUGUAAGUGAGCACAUAGCUUUAGUAGCUAUUUUAUACUAUCCAUUAUAAAAUUGACAAAUUACUUCAAAUGACGAGCGAAGUUCUCAAGUUCUCGUGCUUGUUACAGGGCAUAUUAUUUUCAAGUUACUACUGAUCUUCUUGUAAGGAACUUGAUAGCAAUUAUCUAACUUUAAGUUACAUGAAUGUAGGUGCCUCUUUCCAGCAUCACAGGCACAGGACCUGAUGGCCGCAUUUUGAAGGCUGAUAUUGAAGAUUACCUGGGUUGUGGUUUUCUCCCGUUCUUUCGAUUUUCGAAAUUCCUAUGCUUAUAUAUUUACUUUUGGAGUAGGUAAUCUUUAUUUUGGUUUAUGAUUAGGGGAGUGUACAGACAUCUAAGAUAAAAACGUAUCAAAUAAAAUAAGUUGACCACACCUCUACUAAUUAAUAUUGCCACUUUGCUACCAUAUUUGUCAUCUUUGAUGAAUAAAUCAAGUUUUUGAGGAUAGGGUACUCUUCUGUCUUCUUAUUACUCCUCCAAAUUAUAUUAUCCUUCUAUUCGUUUAUGCCUCUUCAUUUCUCAAGCAUUCUCUUCUGAAUUGGGAUUCUUGGACUUGUUACCAUCAUUAUUGUUCGUGAAUAAUGAUGUUUCCGGUUUCUUUUUUUUUUCUUUGCCUGUGCGAAUUCCUGAUGCCAUUGGAUUUUUGUAUGUCUUCCUGGUGUUGGUCUUCUCUGAUGGGUCAAGCUUCUCGUGACCAGCUUGUCACUCCCCACCAAUGCGUUAGAUUCAGGAUUAACAUAUUCAUUUAUUCGACAUUUUCAAAAAGAACUCAUUACUUUCCUCCAGAGUCGUACAAGUUAGUGAUGAAGCUCUGAUCAAUUUGGAAUUCAGUAUUCAUAUAUGAACCACGCAGGCUUUCAAGUUGACUCGAAUUAAUCCUCUUGUGGGAUUAUUCUCUAAAGUUUAUCUUUCAGUCUACCAGACUACCUAGUUGUAGUUCAGUUGAUAAUCAUCUCCUGCAAUUCCAUGUAUAUGUAUGCUUCCACAACAUCGUGUUAUUUGUGGAUCAUUUACGUUUUUAUCAUGACCAUGCUUCAUUGUGAUACUUUGAUAAUGGAAAUAUUGUUACCCUUCCAAGCCUAUCAGCAAUACUGUUUUUGUUUUAUCUCCUUUUGGUUCUAGAGUAUGAGCAGUGUUAUAUGAUCAUGAAUUACAACAUUCCCAUGCACACAAUGCCAUAGAGAAGGAUUCACAAUUUUAUGCACUUGUUCCAACGAGGCUGUAUUUCUCAAUCUGAUUUCCUGUCACGUUCUCAAAAUGUGGCAGCUCGCACCUCCAAGCCAUCUUCCAAAGUAACGGAACCAACUGCAGCUCCUUCAUUGGAUUAUUCUGACAUUCCAAACUCACAGAUAAGAAAAGUAGACACCAGUUACCGUCACUCUACAAGUGUGGAAGCUAAUACCGAUAAAACUAUGCCCUGAUUUUUUGGUCUUUUUUAUUUUUUGAUUGAAAAACCUGACAGGUGAUUGCUUCACGGCUGCUUCUCUCAAAGCAAACCAUUCCUCACUAUUAUUUGACAGUGGAUAGCUGUGUGGAAAAACUUAUGGAGUGAGACCUUUUCUUAAUCAUUCGCCAUUUUUUAGCUCACUAUACAAGUUGGUUGUUGAUUUGAACGGUUUUAUAUGAUGUUCAGUUUGCGUGGCCAACUUAAUACCCUACAAGAAGCUUCUGGCAGGAAACGCAUUUCAGUAAAUGACCUUGUGAUAAAGGUUUGUUGCAUUUGCUUUUUUGAAAAACAGUGCAUUAUGAACUUUUUCAGGUUUCUUUUCAUUUUUAUGUAUAUUUCAGUUUACGAGUUCGUGAUACAGUCACAAAGACUUACCGGGGAUCAUAUAGAUGGAGUUGACUAAUCAAAUCUGUCAAAAGCAAGAAAAUAGUUCAGGUUCAGAAUAAGAAUCAUUUACGUUCUGGGUUGGAAAACGUGUGAGGUGCUUCUGAUCUCCUGUAGAUGGACUCGUGAAAAGGCGAGUUGAUUACUUGAAAAGCAGAGGCUUGAAAGCAUUUAUGUUCCUGAGGGAAAAAAGGGUUAGUGAAAUGAGUCGGUGUAAUUUUUUAAAUGGGCACGGUUUCUGGACCAACAUAACCAAUUAUUAUCUAAUACCGUUGUGUUCAACAAAAAAGAAAAAAAACAGAUUUCAAGAUUGCAGACUGUUGUUGGGGAUGUAUUACUAGGCUGCAAUGUCACGAAUAUUAAGUCUUUCUGCUGGAUAACUGGGUGUUGGGAUGCAGUUGUGGAACGACAGGACAGCCCUGAAACACACUUUUCUUCCUUAAUAGAAUGAAAGUCAGAAUACUGGAAAGGAAGUUUGACCCAAAACGGUGAAUUUUAUGAUAAACGACUUUUAUGCAAUUUAACUGAGGAAAAUGAGGAGCAUUUAUAUUUCACACGCAUGAUAACCGAGACAUGUGCAGGACAGCAACAUGAUCUACUUGAUCAAGUUUCUGAACCUUGAUAUCAGAAGCUCUCCAGCAAAUGAAUGUAAAGGCUUGAGCAGAGGUUAUACCCCAUCAUGACUCAGGGGGUAUUUAGAAACAUACGGAAGCAAGAAUUUUAAUGCCUUUCUGACCACAAUAGAUUGACGAUUAUAUAUGCUGGUUAGAUAAUCAACUGAGGAUUUGACGCUGGGAAUGUCUUUGCCCCUCCUAGUAACGUAAAUAUGACUGGUUGCUUGAAAAUUUUAUUUGCUCUUCAGCGCUUGCAUACUUCCAAUACAGUACAGAUCGUCUUGUCAUUUUAAUCAAAAUCGGUAUAGUUAAUGGAUGAUGCUCUGUGGGGUCAUAUUCCUUUCUCAUUCAAUCUAUGAUCUAUGGGUUGCUGUUUCUCUUUCUCUCAUAGAAUUAAAACAGUAAUUCCUUGACCAGGAGUAGAGGUAAACUCUCUCUGUGGUCCUAUUUGUAUGUCAUUUUCCUUUGCUGAGGUUUAACUUUGUUUUCUGUUUUUUGUAUUAUUUGGUUGUUUUAAAGGCUAAAUAGACACAUUAUCACAACCUAAUCGUAAAAUAUUUAAAUUUUACAGAAUGAGGUCACGUUGCAAUAAACUGAAUCUUCUAACCCUUGUGAAAUCUAAUUUCAGGCGGCUGCUCUGGCUCUGCGGAAAGUUCCACAGUGCAACAGUUCCUGGAUGAACGAUUAUAUUCGACAGUGAGCAUUAUCAUCCCUUUUGGAGAACUCUUCUGGAUAUUAAAAGGGAUCUGCUCUCAGCCCUCUUCUGUAAGCACGGUUGCAGGUACCACAACGUCAACAUAAGCGUAGCAGUUCAGACAGAGCAUGGACUCUUUGUUCCCGUGAUUAAGGUGAGUACUACGAUUAAUCUAAUCGUUGGAACUGGCAUUAUCUCAUAGCUUUUGACAUUCUUUGCUGGGGCCACUGCAGGAUGCAGACAAGAAGGGUUUAUCUGCAAUCGCUGCGGAGGUAAAGCUUCUGGCUCAAAAGGCUAAAGACAACAACCUCAAACCCGAAGAUUAUGAGGUGUGUGCCUUGAUAACGUAGAAUCUUUUUGAAGGUAUCACGGACAAGGAGAACCAUAGGGUUUGCUCGUGUUUUCUGGCUCUGAUCUGAUGGAAUUUGCAGGGAGGCACGUUCACUGUAUCAAAUUUAGGUGGACCCUUUGGCGUCAAGCAAUUCUGUGCAAUAAUUAAUCCUCCUCAGGCUGCGAUCCUGGCUGUGGGUUCUGGUAGGUCUUCUCCUAACCUAAGAGAGGAGCUUCGAAUUAGUUGGCAUCACUCGUCUUCUAUUAGACCGAGUGUCCAGCUAGUGUUGGGCACCUGUCGUGUACAAAAUCUAUUGUUCAGAUUCAUCACAAAAGACACUUCUGAAUGAGGUAUUUUGGUGGACUGGGACAGCUGAGAGGAGGGUCGUACCAGGCACGAGCCCCCAUCAAUUCGAGUUUGGCUCCUUCAUGUCAGUCACCCUGAGCUGCGACCACCGCGUUAUUGACGGUACGAGAGCCUAUUAAUUGAUUCUUUUUUCAGCUCCUCCAAUCGGCUAAUGCAUUAUGCCUGAAUUGCAGGAGCGAUUGGUGCAGAGUGGUUGAGGGCAUUCAAGGAGUACAUUGAGAACCCACAAUCCAUGUUGCUAUGA